This is a messenger RNA of Funneliformis caledonium, 701 nucleotides long. The record is from the annotation of a GenBank genome assembly. Lineage: Eukaryota; Fungi; Glomeromycota; Glomeromycetes; Glomerales; Glomeraceae.
UUAUAAAAGAGGGUUUUUAUCCUAAUAAAACACUUUUAAAGUUCACUAAAAGACCCAAAAGCUUUCCUUUACUUGACGAAUAUGAAGUUAUAAUAAAAUGGGAAAGAGAAAAAUCAAAUACCGUCAAAUAUUUUAUACAUUACAAAAAUUCUAAACCAGUUUUUAGAAUAUACUAUGGUGAUAAUUUUGACCAAAUGUUAGAAACAACACAAUCAUGUACAAAUGAAGCAACACAAAUACAAAAGAUUCUUCAUCCUGAUAACAAUUCUUUAAUAUCAGGUAUAUUAUUAUUUAGUGUCCAACUUCAAGUUCUAAAAACUGCUCAUGAAAAAAGAAUAAUUAAAUUAAAACCUUAUGAAAAUCUUAGUAAUUAUUGUUAUAAUUCUGAAGAUGAAUUGACUUUAAAUUCAAUAAAAUUUAGCGUUAGCAUUCAAAAAGAUUUUUAUCAAAUUGAUUUUAGUGAAGUAGAUAAAAAAGAAAUCAAACUAAAGCAUGCUCUUACAGUUAAAGCUAUUGAUCAAAAACAAAUAUCUCAAGAUGGUUAUAGAACAAUCAUAUCUUUAUCUAAUAAUCUUAUUAAAGAAUGGGCAAUAUCAGAAGAAAAGGUAAUCAUUAAUAAAGAAAUGCAAGAAAAAAUUCCAAUUUCUAUUAUCAAAUUAGAUAAUAAUUAUUCUACUGAAUCUUUUAAAAUACAUCAAUGA